Molecule: messenger RNA, 513 nt
Organism: Pteronotus mesoamericanus
Lineage: Eukaryota; Metazoa; Chordata; Mammalia; Chiroptera; Mormoopidae
Gene: CST7
Product: cystatin F
Exons: 4
Coding region: 1-438 (145 amino acids)
Biological process (GO): immune response; negative regulation of microglial cell activation; positive regulation of myelination
Cellular component (GO): Golgi apparatus; late endosome; lysosome
Molecular function (GO): cysteine-type endopeptidase inhibitor activity
Source: RefSeq, a predicted model, not a curated record
AUGUGGCUGGCUUGGGUGUUGCUUGCCUUCUACAGCCUCGUCUUAAGCACCACGGUGGACUUGUCCCCAGAUUUUUGUUCCCAGACCUUUAACUCAGAUGUGAAGCCAGGAUUUCCCAAAACAAUCAAGACCAACAACCCAGGAGUCCUCAAAGCAGCCAGAUACAGCGUUGAAAGGUUCAACAACUGCACAAAUGACAUCUUCUUGUUCAAAGAGUCCCAUGUCAGCAGAGCUCUGGUCCAGAUAGUGAAAGGCCUGAAAUACAUGCUGGAUGUGGAAAUUGGCAGAACUACUUGCAAGAAAACCAAGCACCACAGUCUGGACAACUGUGACUUUCAGACCAACCACACCUUAAAACAGACUCUCACUUGCUACUCUGAAGUCUGGGUCAUCCCCUGGCUCCAGAAGGUCAAGGUGCCUGUUCUCCAUUGUCUCUGAUUUCCACCUCUCAGCAAUACUACUGCUGCCGUCACUCUAGAAAUAGUAAGCAGAAUGGAAGUGCCUUAUGGGUUC